CAGUACUCUCAGACCACAAACUCCCAGACUUCUAAUUGGAGUGACUGUAGUGAGCUUGCACUGGAGAAAGUAAACAUGGUAAUGGAAUCAAUCAAUGUGAGCCCCUUACGUUCCACACUACAAAAAGAAAUUACAGAUUUAAAAGAUUCAACAAUCAGAUAUUACAAGCGGAAAGCACAUGAAUCUAUUGAUUCAUUGUUGGAUUUUAUGGCUCCAAAACAAGGACAUUUACUUAAAGAUGAAGUUUUAACUAAAAACAGGGACACAUCUUUACCAACAGAGAGUGCUAUGAUAGAAGAUCUUUCAAAACUCUACAUGGAAACAGUGGACAACUCCUUAAAAAUGCAAAUUCUAUCUGUAAUCACCAAUAGACUUACCAAGGCAGAACUUCAAACAGCAAUACCAGGUAUAACCAUUUAUCGUAUAGACCAGGCACGACUUCAUUUCAAUACCUCUACAAAUUUGGGUCUUCAAGUCAAAAAUAAAAUAAAAGUACCACAUCAAAGAAUGGAUGACAGCAAGCUUGAACAUGCCAUAAGUUGUUUUUUUGACACUUCAUUUAUGCAGCUAGUAUCCUAUGGUACAAGAGAUUUAAAAAUGGAUUCAGGGGAAAAUAUAACUAUACCAGAUGUAAUCAGAACAACAAAUCACUCCAAAAUUAUAGACCUGUACUUUUCAUACUGCACAGAAUCAAAUUUUGAACCACUAUCUAAAUCAACUUUAUUUAAAAUUCUAAAUACUUGUGCUGCUACUAAACGCACCAAUUUACACGGAUUAGACAAUAUUGCAGAUGAGGGAAUUGAAGGUUUUGAAUCACUUAAAGAAAUUACAAAACACAUUUAUGAAAGAUCCAUUCUAUCAACUGAAGAACACGAACAGAUACAAAAAAAUAUCACAUCAGCAAAACUUUACUUCAAAACCGAUUAUAAACUUCAUCUGGAAAAAGACUGCCUGUGUGCUGACCAUUGUCUUCAAUGGCUUUUGAGUGACCCUGAAAACUGUCAAUUUCAAAGUCCCUGUGAGCACAUUCAUACAUUAGUGUGUGAUAGGUGUGAAAUGUUACAUGGCAUAGAGGAUGAUGUGUUCAAAUGUAUUGGUAAGAUGGGAGAUGAUGACUUCAAAGAGGAUACCACCAAAAACUUCCAGGAUGCAUUACAGAAAAUCAACGACUGGAAAGCACAUAUUGCUAGAAAUGUGAAUCAAGACCUUUUUAGAACUCAAAAGCUAGAUAAUUUAAAGCGAUUUGAGGGAGUUUUAGUGAUGGACUGGGCAAUGAAGUUUCUACCAAUGAGAUACAGAGAGAAACAAACAGAUUGGUUUGGCCAAAGGGGAAAACAUUGGCAUGUCAGCGUCUGCAUUUAUAGAUGAAAGUGGUGAAAUUGGGCAUAGGACAUUUACUCAUGUUCUUGAGAAUGUUAAACAAGAUUGGUUUGCAGUGGCAUCACUGUUGGAACAUGUGCUGCAAACAGUUAAAAUCCAACUACCUCAGGUGACAGAUAUGUUUCUUCGUUCUGAUAAUGCGGGCUGUUACCAUUGUGGACAUUUGUGGAUUGCUAUUCCUCAAAUUAGCAAUA
Messenger RNA from Mytilus trossulus (common blue mussel), 1574 nucleotides. RefSeq lists its product as uncharacterized. Lineage: Eukaryota; Metazoa; Mollusca; Bivalvia; Mytilida; Mytilidae. The coding region runs from base 76 to 1368 and encodes 430 amino acids. The transcript has 2 exons. The record is from RefSeq and is a predicted model, not a curated record.